AUGGCGACAGCGCGGACUUUCUUCAGCACAAAUGCUGCUCUUCGCUCAACACCUAGACAAGCAAUGUUCCGUCAGUUCAAGAACAACAGCAGUAAUACCUGGCAGAAGCAGCAGUCAAGAACCUAUGCCAACGGUUUCCGACGAGGCGGUGGUUAUCAGUACUCACGGUUCCAGCAAGCAAGCGGACUGAUGCGGCGAUGGGCAGCAAGGCCCACAUUCUAUUACGAAGCAGGUGGUGUGGCCGGCGUAUGUAGUGGCUUCUACGUGUACAACUUGGAAGUCGUACCCGUUUCUGGCCGUAGGCGCUUCAACAUCGUCUCUGCAAGCACAGAGCAGCAAUCCGGACAAGAGCUGUACCAACAAGUCAUUGAGCAAUACCAAGGACGUAUCCUACCUCCAUCUCAUCCUCAACACAAACUCGUCCAACGCGUCUUGGACCGUCUCAUCCCGCACUCUGGACUAUCCGCAGAAACCAACAACUGGGAAGUGCACGUCAUCAAGGAUGAGCAAAAGAACGCCUUUGUGAUUCCAGGCGGCAAGGUUUUCGUCUUCGCCGGCAUCUUGGACGUGUGUCAAGGUGAGGCAGGACUGGCGGCAGUGUUGGGACAUGAGAUCGCACACAAUGUAGCCCACCAUUCUGCCGAACGAAUGAGCUCUUAUGCUGUGUUCCUGCCUGUCGCAGUCGUUGCUUCAUUACUGUUGGGCUUGGGUGAUGUUGGAAACGUGUUCACGAGGAUGGUUGUGGAUUUGGCUUUCCUGAGACCUGGUAGUAGAAAGCAGGAGUCCGAGGCUGAUUAUAUCGGACUGAUGAUGAUGGCGCAAGCCUGCUAUGACCCAUCAGCUGCCGUCGGAUUAUGGUCAAGAAUGCACGACGCAGAAGAAGGCGCCCCACCGCAAUUCCUCUCCACACACCCUUCCAGUCACAACAGAAUGGAGAAGAUUCAAUCUUGGUUGGGCGAUGCUGAAAUGAAAAGGGAGCAAAGUGGUUGCGGUCAGGUAUCUGACUACGCUAAUCAAUUCCGCGAUACGUUCUCGUCACGCUGGAUCUGA
Aureobasidium uvarum is the source of this 1050-nucleotide messenger RNA. The record is from the annotation of a GenBank genome assembly. Lineage: Eukaryota; Fungi; Ascomycota; Dothideomycetes; Dothideales; Saccotheciaceae.